This is a messenger RNA of Saccharomyces eubayanus, 1077 nucleotides long. RefSeq names its product Skg1p (gene SKG1). NCBI's taxonomy places the organism in Eukaryota, Fungi, Ascomycota, Saccharomycetes, Saccharomycetales, Saccharomycetaceae. The coding region runs from base 1 to 1077 and encodes 358 amino acids. The record is from RefSeq and is a predicted model, not a curated record. The transcript has a single exon.
AUGGCGAAUACUACGUCUGUCGCAGUCGGUUGUGCGGUGGGUAUACCCAUUGGUGUGGGUAUUAUAGUAGCAGUAGUGUUUUGGUUUAACCUACAAAAAAGAUAUAAGGAGGAAGAGAAGAACGAUAAAGAAUUGGAGAGAGCAAUAUACGAUGAAAGUGGUUUUGUAUCCUUUGACAAUUUUGGACCCUUACGAGACAGUAAAGACGAUGCAGGAUUAACCAGUGCGGAGUUGAAAAAUCCUGAUCACACAUCGGGUUCAUCAGAAGGAUCUGCUCAUCCAGAAGAGAAAAACGAUGGUAAAUCACAAGAACUAGAGCACCCGCUGGCCAAAAAAAACAGUAAAUACUAUGUUCCAGCAUAUCGUAGAAAAAUAAAUUUACUGCAAGUACGAAGUAAUAACUACAAUAAUAAAGCCAAGCAGAAAUCUAUCGUGGAUUUACCGAGUAUGAACAACAGUUCCAAUGUCUCACUGUCAUCCUCCCAACAGCACAUAACGAAAAGACAAAUCAGUGUUUAUGAUCAGAUGGUCCCUGUUAUUGCUGAUGAAGGAGCGAAUUUUUUUUCAGACCCUUCGAGUGAUAACGCUAAUAUCAAUAAUGUCCAAAACAAACCUUCAGUGGUAGAACUUAAAAAUAAUGCUCGCCAAUCUAGUAAUGAGAAUCUAAUAAAAAAUUUACAAAACCAGGACUUUGGUUCGUAUUACCCAAGAAGAGCUUCAUCCUCGAAUUUGAAUGGCAAUAUAUCGAAUGCAUCGUUUCAUACAAGGGAUUCCUCCAUAACAUCUGUAAACAAAGUGGAUGCACUAGAGGAUGUAUUUGCGACGCCCAAAAGUGGAGCUUUGUCACAAUUACCAAGCACGUUCGACAAAAAUAAUGAAGAGUCAGAUGAUUGUCGUUCAGUUAAUGACGACAAGGUAGUCACAACGGACAAAGACAAUGGGGACUUGUAUAAACUGCAGAAUAAUUACGACAUGAGCAACAUUGGGGAAAUUGCUGAGGAAGAUCAAUACGAAAAUGAAUUUACUAACUAUUCACAGAGCAAAAGAGAAUUCAUAGAAAGCUUAAGGCCUAAAUAG